Molecule: messenger RNA, 1549 nt
Organism: Candoia aspera
Lineage: Eukaryota; Metazoa; Chordata; Lepidosauria; Squamata; Candoiidae
Gene: PDZK1IP1
Product: PDZK1 interacting protein 1
Exons: 4
Coding region: 308-712 (134 amino acids)
Source: RefSeq, a predicted model, not a curated record
CAAGCCGUGAAUUAGCUGCCAGAAACUCACCCCACAGAUAUCUGAGUCGUGCAGGAAGAAAGGAGAAGUAAAUCACUCUGUUCUCUCCUGAGGUAGCUACAGUGCUCUGGAAUGUUUGUGAGGGACAACCCUCCAGAUAAUGGGUUUGAUAAUCUACCAGACUAAUCUAGGCGGGGCCUGCACAGAGACACCUUCGAUCUUCUGAUUUCACAGGUUGCCCUCUUGCUUUUUUCAGGGAAGGAGUAACUUUACUUCUCUGUCACCAGCAAAGAAUAUAAGCUGUUGGUCAGGCAAGUGGCAUCUUUGCAUGACUAACAUGAAUUUUUUUCUGGCUGUUACCCUUUGCCUUUUGACUGCUUUGGAUCCUGUGAACUGCCAACGAGUUAACAGGAAUCUUCAGCCAUGGCUACAAGGUGUCAUUGCCGUUACAGUGUUUUUGGUUUUGGCAGUGAUUGCCUUUAUCAUCAACAGAUUAUGGUGCCAGGAUAAAGACAAUUCCAAAGAAGAAGUAAAACAAGUGUCCUUCAAAGCGGGGGAGACUGAAGAGUCCAUCAUUUCUAAUAGCAUGGAAGGAAGAUACUCAGCAACUGCAGCGGACUUCAGGUGUGAAGAAGGCCCUCAUGUCUAUGAAAACAAAGUGGAGUUUGAGUGUGACACCAUGACUAAAUGCCACGUUGAAAAUCAUGUAGAAGUUCUUACCACAAAUAUGUAACAUUAUUUUGGAGUGUUAUUUAUUCUUACAUUUUAAAACCUCCCUAUAAUAUAGAUUCCACAUCAUAAAUAUACAAUUUAAUCAAUCUAUUCAAAGGCCAAUGGCCAACUAUGUUUGGGAGGCAGUAUUAAUCCAUUUUUGCUUUGGAUUUAUUUUUCUGUUACGUACAAGUUCUGAGGUGAGCUGCACAUGUGUCUGACAGGUAGACUUAAUUGGCAUGUAGUAUUCUCUCAUAUGUUUUUCACCAAAGUCUCACUAACAGACUUCAUUCCAUUUUACUUCCUUUGUUGCAUGUCUUUGCACCUUAGAACCUUUGCCAAGCUUAUUGCUAUAGAUGGUCUACAAGCUCACCUUCAGCUCUUCUAUAGCUCACUGUGAUGUUCCAGCUGAUGUUACCUGGGAAUUUCUUGGCUGAAAAUUCUUCUUCAUGGUAAAAGAUUUCAUAUUUUCUUCAGACAACUUGUAGAAGUACAUGAAUAGUGUUAUUAGCAAAGGUGAAGGCUGGGCAGUAGUCUUCUACCAAUUGCUUCCAUUUUAUUUUUCAUUAUUGUUACAGAGUCACCAUAGAAGGAUACCUUUUUCGAUGAGGCUGGUAUGAUUUCUGUAUAAAAUUUUUGCACGUGAAUUUUCAGUUUUCCUUUCCAUAUCUGCAUAAAACAAACGAAAGGACUCAUUAUAUACCUUGUUGCUUGUUACUUUUUAAAUAAAUGUUUAUACUUUUUAGAAACUGCUAGCCCUAAUUAAUAUAGGAACAAUGAUCAGAAGGUAUAAUUUGCCAACAUAAAAAUGGAUCACUAUGUAUAGUUUUAAAACAUUCAGAAUAAAAGCGUUUAUUCU